AUGAGGCCAGGUCAAAUAUUGGAUCGUUUGUGUGAGGAGAGUCCAUCCAAAAAGUUUCAAGACAUGUUAGAGAUAGCGUUGAACAAAGAAGCAGCCUUGAGAGAGCAGUCCAGAAAUAAUGCUGAAGUUAAUAAGCUGCAAGUAGUUAAACAAAAAUCAAGUAGUACUUCUACCUCUAGUAGUAAUAUUUCAAGAAAUGGUGAGAAAAGAGUGGAGAGACAUGGUGAUAGAGAAGAAGAUCCAGAAGACUUAAGGUGUAAUUUCUGUAAUAAGACCAAGCACAAUUUUAGUAAAUGUAAGUACCGAACAUUUAUUUGUAAAAAAUGUGGGAGAAAGGGCCAUAUUAUGGCAGCAUGCAAAUUAGAUCGUAAUCAUUUGGUGGAAGAGGAAGAACAGGAGAACAUACUUUCAUUGUACAACUUAACAAAUGUCCAACAAGUUAACUUCAUAAGGCCACUAUGUAUUCCAGUGGUAAUAGAUAAUAAGGUGUCCACGCAGAUGGAAUUGGAUACUGGAGCAGGUAUUUCUUGCAUGCCAUAUAAGUUUUACUUAGAUCAUUUAAGCUACAUUCCUUUGAAUAAAACAGGUAUUAAAUUAAAAACCUACUCUGGAGAAAUUGUUAAUCCAGAAGGGAAAAUUAGUAGACAUUUGAAUCAAAUUCGACGGAAUCAAUCAGAUAUAGUGGAGGAUCAGGUUGAAAAAGUGGAUAGGGAAGGUCCUGAAAAUAAGUGCUUAAGUGGGGAACAGGGGCCAAGUGCUAUACAUUUUCCGAAGUUAGAUUUGAAUGUCCAACCAAAAUUGCUAUUAAAUGAAUCGGUAAACGAGCCCUAUGCUCAAACAAAUGAGAGUCAGGGACAGGAAGAAAUUAAAAUCGACGAAGAUUUAGCUGAUCAACCUUAUCCUCAGGCUGCAUCUGAAGUUACAGCUAAAAAGGGUCAGGUUAAUAUAAGCGAACGACCAAAGCGAUAUCUCCAAGAGGAAAACAAAAUGGAAAUUACGGAGACACCAAUUGGACAUUCAUCUAACGAAGGAGGUUAUAUGAGCCCACAUGCUGAAGGAACAACAUUAAAUGAGAAUACUGGAGAAAAACCUUACAAGUGUGAAAUUUGUUUUAAACAAUUUAGUCAAGCAUGUACUUUAAAAACACAUUUGAGAGUUCACACUGGAGAAAAGCCUUACAAGUGUGACAUUUGUUUUAAGCAGUUUACUAGAAUAUAUUAUUUGAAAAGACAUAUGAGAUUGCACACUGGAGAAAAACCUUACAAGUGUGAAAUUUGUUUUAAACAAUUUAGUGAAGCACGUACUUUAAAAACACAUUUGAGAGUUCACACUCGAGAAAAGCCUUACAAGUGUGAAAUUUGUUUUAAACAAUUUAGUGAAGCAGGUACUUUAAAAAAACAUUUGAGUGUUCACACUGGAGAAAAGCCUUACAAGUGUGAAAUUUGUUUUAAACAAUUUAGUGAAGCACGUACUUUAAAAACACAUUUGAGAGUUCACACUGGAGAAAAGCCUUACAAGUGUGAAAUUUGUUUUAAACAACUUAGUGAAGCAGGUACUUUAAAAACACAUUUGAGAGUUCACACUGGAGAAAAACCUCACAAGUGUGAAAUCUGUUUAAAACAGUUUAAUAAUGAGCGUAAUUUAAAAAUACAUUUGAGAGUGCACACUGGAGAAAAACCUUACAAGUGUGAAAUUUGUUUUAAACAAUUUAGUGAAGCAGGUACUUUAAAAACACAUUUGAGAGUUCACAGAGUUUAUGAAAUUUGUUUUAAACAAUUUAGUGAAGCAGGUACUUUAAAAAAACAUUUGAGAGUGCACACUGGAGAAAAACCUUACAAGUGUGAAAUUUGUUUUAAACAAUUUAGCGAAGCAGAUACUUUAAAAAAACAUUUGAGAGUGCACACUGGACAAAAGCCUUACAAGUGUGAAAUUUGUUUUAAACAAUUUAGUGAAGCAGGUACUUUAAAAAAACAUUUGAGUGUUCACACUGGAGAAAAGCCUUACAAGUGUGAAAUUUGUUUUAAACAAUUUAGUGAAGCAGGUACUUUAAAAAAACAUUUGAGUGUUCACACUGGAGAAAAGCCUUACAAGUGUGAAAUUUGUUUUAAACAAUUUAGUGAAGCAGGUACUUUAAAAACACAUUUGAGAGUUCACACUGGAGAAAAGCCUUACAAGUGUGAAAUCUGUUUUAAGGAGUUUAGUGUAGCAAGUACUUUACAAAGACAUUUGUGUGUGCAUACUGGAGAAAAACCUCACAAGUGUGAAAUUUGUUUUCAGCAGUUUAGUCAAGCAGUUCAUUUGAAAAGACAUUUGAGAGUGCACACUGGAGAGAAACCUUACAAGUGUGAAAUUUGUUUUAAACAAUUUAGUGAAGCACGUACUUUAAAAACACAUUUGAGAGUUCACACUGGAGAAAAGCCUUACAAGUGUGAAAUUUGUUUUAAACAACUUAGUGAAGCAGGUACUUUAAAAACACAUUUGAGAGUUCACACUCGAGAAAAGCCUUACAAGUGUGAAAUUUGUUUUAAACAAUUUAGUGAAGCAGGUACUUUAAAAAAACAUUUGAGUGUUCACACUGGAGAAAAGCCUUACAAGUGUGAAAUUUGUUUUAAACAAUUUAGUGAAGCACGUACUUUAAAAACACAUUUGAGAGUUCACACUCGAGAAAAGCCUUACAAGUGUGAAAUUUGUUUUAAACAAUUUAGUGAAGCAGGUACUUUAAAAAAACAUUUGAGUGUUCACACUGGAGAAAAGCCUUACAAGUGUGAAAUUUGUUUUAAACAAUUUAGUGAAGCACGUACUUUAAAAACACAUUUGAGAGUUCACACUGGAGAAAAGCCUUACAAGUGUGAAAUUUGUUUUAAACAACUUAGUGAAGCAGGUACUUUAAAAACACAUUUGAGAGUUCACACUGGAGAAAAACCUCACAAGUGUGAAAUCUGUUUAAAACAGUUUAAUAAUGAGCGUAAUUUAAAAAUACAUUUGAGAGUGCACACUGGAGAAAAACCUUACAAGUGUGAAAUUUGUUUUAAACAAUUUAGUGAAGCAGGUACUUUAAAAACACAUUUGAGAGUUCACAAACCUCUUUGGGGAGAAGGACAGGAUGUCAAGAUAGGAGUAGAAGUUAGGUUAAUGAUAUGGAUUGUCGCUUUGAAAUAUAAUUGUAAUAAAGUGCUAAAUAAAGAUUGUCUCAAUAAUUCUACAUGGUGGCAGCGAACUUGCAAAUACUCCGAGGAAUAUUUGGCAAGUAGAACCUUCUUCGAAGAGCAGAAAUAG
Messenger RNA from Diabrotica virgifera virgifera (western corn rootworm), 3276 nucleotides. RefSeq names its product zinc finger protein 493-like. The coding region runs from base 1 to 3276 and encodes 1091 amino acids. Gene Ontology annotation, molecular function: nucleic acid binding; zinc ion binding. The record is from RefSeq and is a predicted model, not a curated record. Gene Ontology annotation, cellular component: nucleus. NCBI's taxonomy places the organism in Eukaryota, Metazoa, Arthropoda, Insecta, Coleoptera, Chrysomelidae. The transcript has 7 exons.